AUGGCCGGGCAACCGCGGCCGCAGGGCCCAGAAGACGAUUUCUUCGACCAGUUCUUCUCCAUGGCGGGUGGCGGCUCCUACCCCGGCGCGGCCGCGGGCGGCGGGCGCGCACCAGGGGACCAGCCCUUCUCCCUUGCGCUCAGCCUCGAUGCCGCUGCCGCCGAGGCUUCCGGAAGCGGGAAGCACGCCGACGGUGCCAAGUCGGAUCGGGAGGCUGUGCAGCUCCCCGGGCUCUUCCCGCCAGUGUUUGGCGGCGGUGUGCAGCCGCCCCACCUCCGCCCCAACCCGCCUACCCAGGUGUUCCACGCGCAGCAGCCGAAGCAAGGCGGGGCGGGUGUCGGGCCACAACCGUCGGCGCCGAGGCCAAAGGUGCGGGCGCGGCGUGGGCAGGCGACGGAUCCCCACAGCAUCGCGGAGAGGCUAAGAAGAGAGAGAAUAGCAGAAAGGACGAGGGCCCUACAGGAAUUGGUGCCCAAUACAAACAAGACAGAUAGGGCAGCUAUGCUAGAUGAGAUCCUUGAUUAUGUGAAGUUUCUGAGGCUUCAAGUCAAGGUUCUAAGCAUGAGCAGGCUGGGCGGUGCUGGUGCUGUGGCCCAGCUGGUUGCUGAUAUCCCACUUUCAGUUAAGGGGGAAGCAAGUGACAGUGGGAGCAAACAGCAGAUUUGGGAAAAGUGGUCAACGGAUGGCACAGAAAGACAGGUCGCAAAGCUGAUGGAAGAAGACAUUGGGGCAGCAAUGCAAUUUCUCCAGUCCAAGGCACUCUGCAUGAUGCCCAUCUCGCUCGCCAUGGCAAUCUAUGACACACAACAUUCACAGGAUGGACAACCAGUGAAACCAGAACCUAACACUCCUUCGUAG
Molecule: messenger RNA, 858 nt
Organism: Miscanthus lutarioriparius
Lineage: Eukaryota; Viridiplantae; Streptophyta; Magnoliopsida; Poales; Poaceae
Source: the annotation of a GenBank genome assembly